This is a messenger RNA of Porites lobata, 2278 nucleotides long. Lineage: Eukaryota; Metazoa; Cnidaria; Anthozoa; Scleractinia; Poritidae. The record is from the annotation of a GenBank genome assembly.
AUGUCUCAUUCGGGCUUCCAUGACUUUCCUGAAGGUGCCGUUUAUUUUCCCGAAAUACUCUUCUCCAGUCAGCAAGCCACGUUUAUCAAGGUUUGUAGUCAAACAUUCUUCAUGGACCUACUAAAUUGGCUCCUAGAUUACUGGUACAGUGGAAGUUCUCGUAAGCGGACAUAACCGGGGCUGGCCUCUUACGGGAAUGUAAAAAUACAGAGUUUGUAUGGGAGUGGAGAAAAACGGGAUUUUGUUUCAGUGGCCGUAAGUAGACCUGUCCGCUUACGAGGGUGUCUGUUAGGUGUUCUUAGCUUUAUAAAUAGCAUGCGUAGCAUUCCCCUAAAAGGCCAGCAAGCGGAGCAAAGAUGAAAGACCAAAAACCUUUGUUCCGAAACUGCACGGAAACGCUUGCUACGCAGGCUACUUUAUAAAGGUCGUGAAAUUUUGUUUCCCAGUUUCCGCGUUUACAGUGGUAGAUCCAGACCUUCAGAUAAGGAGAGGGGGAUGGGUCUCCCAAAAAUUUCUUUUCGGCUUUUCGGACCUCAGUUUGGUCUAAAGAUAAGGGGGGAGGCCGCCCCCCCCCCCCCGGGCCCCCCCCAUGGAACCGCCACUGGUUUAUAACCGUUGUAUCACUCGCUGCGCGCUUCAUUUGGCUUUUCUGAACCAACCAUAUAUUACUUGAUGUCGUUGUCUUCGGUUCACGGCAUCAUUUUUAAACAGUUCAGAAGACAUUCUCUUCGCGUGAUACUAAAAGGAAACUGAAAGGUACUAGUGGCAGUUUUUCUGUUGCACUCGCACAGAGCCAUUUGAAAUGGCGGGAGUCGAGUACAAACCCAUGGAAAACACAAGAAAAUCCAGUGAACCUCCUGUAGUAAAAAACGCGGGAAUGGAAAAGGUGCUAAUUUUGUCUCACUGUCCGUAUAAAAUAAUCUUUUAUAAUCAUAAAGAUACAGGACGCACUGUUUGAAAUGAAUGAAAAUUAGGUAGAAAUUCCUUUCUUGUAACAACAAAACUUGAAUCCGUUUUCUUUCUGUAACUCUUUGACUUUUAUGCCAAUCAUUCUCACAAUUUGAACCAAUUCCUUUUGCUAAUCUUGGUCUCUUUCAUCAUGCAGCUGGCGUUGUCACCUUCGCCUCGGUCUCCUUCAGAACCAAUUUCGGUCUAGCCUGUUCCAAGCGUUCAGAUAGUACAGAGCGGUGCGAAGUGAAGAUAGCGAUGAAAAGUAGAGGGGGACUGGGGAGAGAGGUGCACGCUCCUUUUUUCUUCGCACCGCUCCCCACUAUCUGAACGCCUGGAACAGGCUAAUUUCGGUCACAUUGGAUACACAAUUUGUUCUUAAGGUGGAAGGAGUCAUAGAGCGCAGUCAAAAGCUAGGUCAGAGUAUUGUUAGAAGUGUAAACACAAUCUUUUACGACAGUAUUGUAGUAUGACCCGAUAUAACUAAAUUGUCCCCCUAUGGUUUUACAUUUGGCGAACUUGAAAACCAACUCCGAUGUCACGAACUAUUUUUUUUCGAAUCGAUUUUUUCUCAUAUAAACCUUUUUUUAGUAGUCAUUCCACUUCAUAGUUGCACGUUUGUCCUGAACUGGCUAACGACAAAUCGUGCAAAAUCAUCCGCCUUGAUGUCUGAGGCUGUAAGUCUUAGCUCAAAGCCAUAGCCAAUCCCUUGUUUACAAUACAAGGACUCAAAGUUGGAUUAUGGAGUUACCGGCUUCACCAAUCAAUUUUAGUUUGUGUUGUUUUUCUUGUUUAUAAGGCUCUACCGCCGUGUGUAUUCUGUUUACCUGUCAGUAACAUGGCGCGCUAAGGACAGAAAGCAGCAACCCAUGGAUGGAAAGGAUCGUAUUUGUUUCUAGACUCACAGUAGCUUUUGGCCCUUCAGACUCAUUGAGCGCGCAAGAAUUCCGACAGUUUCUGUGAAAAUCGUGAAAAAAAGAAAGCACCCGCCCCUUAGUUGGCGUGUUUUUUUUUCCAUUUUAUUGCUCUCUCUUGUUCUUGCAACACAAGUAGUGUGAAAGAUUUAUUAAAUUUCGGUGUACAUGUAUUUUCUUUAUUUUAGACUUCCCGAGAUCACGUGACCAGUUUAGACCAAACAGUAGUUCCCCACCAUGAUUACUUUAGUGCCCAGUUCCUUCUCCAGUUUAGCACACAGUCUAUUUAUCACGUGACUGUGUCUUCAAGUGUGAUUGACAGUUCUGGGAUACUGUGGAAUACAGGACCCCAGAAUAGCCUGCAGGUUAAGACCACGGAUUCUGCCAGCAGAAAGCAGAGAACGUCUAGAUCAUAA